AUGAACCUCAAACUACUCCCUCUACUCUCCAUCCUAACCCUCCCAAUGAUCGACGCCCUCGUCCUCCCCAAUCCCCCCUACGCCCUCUCCUCAAAGUCAGACCUCCCCUCCUCACCAACCACCAACCACGCAAUCGACACCGCCUCCGAAUCUACAUCCUUCCCCACAAACAACCCCCCAACAACAAUGGCAACCACAACCACGACCACAACCGCAAUCCCAAUCCCAAUUAAACAGUCGCAAUACGACCUCGAAAGAAUGUCUCUCCCGAUCUUGAAAUCCACCCUGCAGACCUGCGACGUCGUUUUCGCGGUUGUCGCGCUCGUGCUGCUCGUGCCGGGUCUGGUGGUUGUUUUGGUGAGGGGGUGGAAUUAUUUGCGGAAUCCCGAGGAGCGGGAUGUGGAGGGCGAGGGGAAGUAUUACGAGGAGGAGGCUUUGUUGGGUAAAGGUUCGGGAAAGGGUGGAAGUGUUAUGAAUCAGAUGGAGAAUGGGAAUGGGCGGGAGAUUGUGAGGAAUGAUGGGAGGGGAGGGGAUAGGAAGGUUAUGGUCGAGGAGGAGGUUUAA
Molecule: messenger RNA, 564 nt
Organism: Aspergillus campestris IBT 28561
Lineage: Eukaryota; Fungi; Ascomycota; Eurotiomycetes; Eurotiales; Aspergillaceae
Exons: 1
Coding region: 1-564 (187 amino acids)
Source: RefSeq, a predicted model, not a curated record